This is a messenger RNA of Paramormyrops kingsleyae, 1840 nucleotides long. RefSeq names its product claudin-11-like. Gene Ontology annotation, cellular component: membrane; bicellular tight junction. NCBI's taxonomy places the organism in Eukaryota, Metazoa, Chordata, Actinopteri, Osteoglossiformes, Mormyridae. Gene Ontology annotation, molecular function: structural molecule activity. The record is from RefSeq and is a predicted model, not a curated record.
GCUGUACCAGUAACACUCGUAUGGAAACCGCUGCUUUUCUUUGUCCCAUUUAAAACGAAUCAAGUUGCAUAUUUUACAACAACAAAAAAGUUUAAACUUUUUGUUUGUUAUCAGUUUUACAUAUAUUCAGGGGGGCUGUUGACGUGAAGAGUCAAGAACUAUCUUAAAACGAGAUUCAAUGUGAAGGCCCAUGGAAAGCAGAUAACGGGGACGGGGAGGGGGGUCAGACUUACCGUUACAUGCGCUCCUGCCCUCACUAUUGGCUUAAAGUUUCCGUGGGCUUUUCCACUGGGUAUAAAAGCAGAGACAAUACCAUAACCCUCACAAUUUCAGUUUCACCGUCACAAGCUGAUGGAUUCCUACUACUACUCGCUGUGAUAUUUUGCUCUUUGGAUUAACUAUAAAAGGGACAUUUUUGCGCAAGAAUCCUUUGAUUUCUCUACAAUACAAAUUUUAUUAUAAGUAACCUGCGAUCUUUCCGGCUGCGAACGCGCAAAUUCUUCUUGCCAUGGCCAACAGCUGUUUGCAGUUCAGCGGCUUUAUGGUCAGUUGUAUCGGCUGGAUAGGGAUAAUCAUAGCGACAGCUACCAAUGACUGGGUCGUCACCUGCAAGUAUGGCAUGAACACCUGCAAGAAAAUGGACGAACUGGGAGCCAAAGGCUUGUGGGCGGAAUGUGUGAUCUCUACGGCACUUUACCACUGCAUAUCGCUAACCCAGAUCCUCGAUUUACCUGCCUACAUUCAGACGUCUCGCGCACUCAUGGUCAUCGCCUCGAUCCUCGGGCUGCCCGCCGUGGCCCUGGUCCUGGUGUCCAUGCCCUGCAUUAACCUGGGAAACGAGCCGGAGAGUGCCAAGAACAGGCGAUCCGUGGUCGGCGGCAUCUUAGUGCUGCUCGUAGCGAUGUGCGGUAUCGUGUCGACCGUCUGGUUCCCGAUCGGGGCUCACCAUGAGCAGGGCCUGAUGUCCUUCGGUUUCUCGCUCUACGCCGGCUGGGUGGGCUCCGCCUUCUGCCUCCUGGGCGGCUGCAUGAUCAGCUGCUGCUCUGCCGACUCCCCGGCCCAGUACAACGAGAACCGUUUCUACUACUCCAAACAGGGGGCGGUCAGCACUCCCCCUGGCUCCGCCAACCAUGCCAAGAGCGCCCAUGUGUGAGAGACGGUGCUCCCAGCAGCGGCAACCCCCUACAAACGCUCUCUCCCUCCUACAGAUCUCAUCCUCCAAAAGUUACACACAUACACCCAAACACCAAUUUUUCCAGUUCUCAGCUCUGCCUAAUCCCCCCCCACCACCACCACCACCACCACCACCAGCACAUACAUACACACACAUACACAUAAAUACAUAACACAUUGGGUAACAGGCAAUUCUGAGAAACACCAUGGACUUUCAUGAUUUUCAGACGCUGAGAAAUGGGUUCCUGCAAGUAAAUCCUGCAGGUGAAUCCAGCCAAAGCUAGGGGGCGCUCAAAACACCCAUCUUGUAAUGCCUUAUAGCAGGCCUCUGGCACUUUAGGAGAAUAGCGUUGAAAGAUUUCCUUUUUUUAACAACCGUUUUAUAUCGCUCUCCUACCAAAAAAGUAUUUUUGUUUUAAAAAACUGUACAUUUUUGUCAUUAAUGUAUAUUUUUUGAGAUUUUUGUUUCCUUGAAAAUUACGAAACUGUAACGCGUGGACAUCCAAUUACCGAUCAAACAGUACUGUGGCAAAUGUGGCGCAUCUACAAAAUAAAAAAAUAUAUUUUUCAGGACUUCUCCUUUUGUUAAGAAAAUUAAAGCAUGGUACAGUAAAAAAAAAAAAAAAACUAACGAAAACAUUUUUAAAAAUAAACCGAGCAAAACAUA